AUGAAACAUUGAAAAAAAGUUGAAGAUGAAGUUCACGGAAAGGAUGGGGCUCUAUAUGUUUAAUGUGGUGUCUACAUGUUUAAUGUUUAAAAAGCCUUAUGCAAAACAUGUAUUGAGGUGGUUUGUGCAAUUAUGCCCUGUGAUAGUUUGGCACCCACAUCCAGGGUGUCCCCACCUUGUGCCCCGAGUCCCCUGUGGGCUCCAAGUUCCCCACAACCCUGUGAAGACAUGUCUUCCAUGUCUAUAUGGAGCUUGCUUUGUGCACUGGUCAUGUUGGAACAGGAAGGGGUCAUCCCCAAACUGUUCUCACAAAGUUGGGAGCGUGAAAUUGUCCAAAAUGUCUCCGUAUGCUGAAGCAUUAAGAGUUCCUUUCACUGGAACUAAGAGGCCAAGGUCAACCCCUGAAAAGCAACACCUGAAUUCAACGAUUUGGAGGGGUGUCCCAAAACUUUUAGCAAUAUAGUGUAUAAUGUAGACGGAUAAUGUAUAAUGUAGAUGGAUGGAGAAUGUAAAAGGUGGCUGUUAGAUUUUUGCCAUAGGGGGCGAUAAUUGCACAUCUGUGCAGAGACGCUCUCUGUCGGACCACUAACACGUGCUCGGAUUUAGACAAGUCCCGCAGAUUUGUUGUCACCCAGAAUGGACACACACUUCACCACUGCUGGUUUCUUGCGCGGACUCUGCAGGAUUAAAUCCUCCUAAGCCUCGAUACGUUUCUAAGGAGAAAAAAAAACGAAGGAUUUAUUUAAGUAAGAAACUCCAGAAUGAAUUGGACGGCGUUCAACGACACGGAUGGAGGUUUCCACGCCGGUAGCACGGAGACUUUCUCCGCGUGCUGCAUUUCGUCCUCGGGUGUCACGGACUCCGGCUUCGUGCGUAACGGCGCGCACGAGCGCGGCUCCUUCGCCCCGAAUGUGGUGCAGGUCGCCGUGAUGUGCGUGCUCGGGCUCACCGUGAUCUUCGGCAUCUUCUUCUUGGGCUGUAACCUGCUGAUCAAAUCCGUGGGAAUGAUCAACUUCCUCGUCGCGGAUAGAAGAUAUUCCAAGGACGUCGAGGCGGUUAUAGUGAGCUCGUAGUGGAGAGAUUUGUACAUGAGAUCUCUUAUGGACGCAUAUGAUGCUUCUUUAAAAUCUUAUGAACACUGCUUGGACUUGCAUGUUGGUGCACAGAAAAGAAAGAACGCCCUCAGCUGAAAGAAUAAUCUAUAUUGAGAAAAUGACACGACGUUCAUUGGAGUUAACUAUUCUCCCUUAGCUUAUUUAUUAAGAACUGAUAAAUGACUACUUUAUUUUAAUGCAGCCUGGACUGAAAAUAUCUGCAACUGAUAAUACAGCCCUUGUAGUAUAUUCUUCACACGGAGUCAAUUUGAUUUCGAAACAUUUUGUACUUCUUAAAAAAAUGUAUAUGAUCUAGAAUACACUUUCAGUAAGAAAGGUACAAAACUGUACCUUUUAUGGUACAAGUGGCCGUCGCUGGUGUGGUACCCUGAAGGGUACAAUUUUGUACUUCUAGUCAUACCUUUAUAACUCGUUUUAGGAACAUAAUUGUACCCUAAGGACCUGUUGUGUACCAUUAUUAAGGUACCAUUAUAUUUUUUGUUCCCCUAGGAGAAAAAUUGUACCUCUGCUGUACCCUUGUUUUCUGACAGUGUAGAGUAAUUCACCCCUGUUGUAUUUAACUGCAUUAUUUUUUACUGAUUGAUUGCACUUUAAACUUUUUGAUCUCCUCCGAAUUAUCACAAUACAAAAGACAAGUUAUAUUUUUCCCCCCAUCAUAGAAUUUUGCAUCCCAUAGGCUAGAUGUUAUGUAACUGUUAUUUAACUUCUCAUAGCACAUUAUACUCCUAAUUGAAAAAAACACGAGUAUUUAAAAGAAAUCUACUUUUUCAGAGUAGUCUUUACUCCACAAGUAACCAACCAUCUAAUAAGUAAUCAGAUUGUUUUCCCUACAGCAUUGUUGACUGUUUUUCGUUCUGCUGUAACGCUUCACUUAUAUGAACUCAUCUUUACAGUCAUAAAGAAAUAACCGAAUGCAUGUGUACUCUAUAAGAUUGGCAGAUUGUUGUGUAAAUUCUUAAAGCUGCAAACUUGGGUCAUUCAUUUCCAUAUAUGUAAUUAUUGUGCUCUCUCCUUGCCUUUGCGGUUGUGAUUACAGUGAUUCACCAUUAAUUCACUGCGAUUUCUUUGUCAUCGUUGCAGUUAAUGAGGUCGCAGAAUGAAGGGAAAUUAACUUGGAGUUGAAAUAAAAUUAGUGGCCACAGCAACUGGCCAAAUACAAUUAUGUGUCUGGAAUUAUCUGAAAUGAACCUUGUCUCAUAACAGAUUAUAGCUCAGAAUGAAACAAAACUGUGUUUGGUUGUAACUGUGCACGUGUUAAUAAUAAUUGAUUUAGAGAGCACCUAUACAUUUACAGGUGGUGUUGAUGACGAUAUAAAGGUGAUAAGGAAUACAAGGAAACUUUCCAGAUUGCAGACUGUACAUACCGUAGUCCAUACAUGAUAAAUAGUUCAGACACCGCAAUCGCAGGUCACGCUACUCCAUAUUUCCGAAUACGUGAGCCACUUUUGAAUCUAGUGGCACUUGUCUCUGGUAGCCUAAACACAGCUGAGUGAAGAUCGUAAAAAUGCGUCAAUGCACAGGGUCAUCUGGGAGCAGCAGCUGAGAUUGUACAAAUGCAAACAGCUCUGCACUGAAACGAUCUGUUUACAGCCUCAGCCAAGAACUGGGAUGUAUAAACGUUAACAACAAAUCUCAAAAAGGCCAUGACUAUCUGUACAUUUUUUGAUGUCUAGCAUACAUCCCAACAAUUUGAAAUAAUGCAUCUGUGCUCUUAUAGUUAAAACAAGGCCUAGAUGUGGUCUAUGAGAAUCCAUCUGUACUACUUAAUGGAAAAUAAGGGUGUGUAGGGGGGAAGCGAGCCAUUCUGGUUUGUUCAUACUGAGCUGGUCCAUUACUUUACAUUACAUGAUUAAGUAAAUACACAGCACAUCACUUUGAUGCUGUACAGAGAUAUCAGAAAUGCUUUCAUUGGCCAAGAACAAGUCAUUACAGGAAUCUAGUUAGGCCGUUGAAAUGACACUGAAACAGGGGGAUAAUUUAGGCAUAUAUUACUAAAAUAUUUAACGAUGCAUUUAUGACUAAUUCAACCUGUGAAGGAAAAAAGAGUAAUUGCCUUCACUUAUGUUCUCUGUGUGUGUGACUCCGGAUUUCAGCAGUAGAAGGGAUACUUGUUCGGAACACACUGAUAAAUGCUGCAUUCAACUUAUUUCAAGAAGGAAAGCUGGAACUCGGAAUUCUGUCACUUUUGACCUUUGUUGGGAUAAAUGGAUAAAUGAAUGCUUUGUUUGGUUCAUCUUCUUUUAACAACACACUAGCCAGCUCACUACUGAUUGAUUGUAUGUUGAUUGAGCUUAAGCAAAUAUACAGCAUAUUUCCAUAAUAACCUCAUUUAAAGAUAAGAAGUGGUAUUUUGGUUAUUGCUGAUGUUGAAAGCAGCCAUGUUGAUCAGACCAUCCCAAGUUUUUGACUUUCAGCUGUCCAGAACCGGUGAGUCUGUGACCAUGAUAGCUUUAGAUUAUUAUUCUGGCUGACAGGAGUGGAAGCUCUUCUGCUGUUGUGGCUCAUCCACCUCCAGGUUUAAUAUGUUUUGCAUUCUGAGAUGAGUUUCUGCUCACAAUUGUAAAGAGUGCUUACUUGAUUUACUACAGACUUUCUGUCAGCUCAGACCAGUCUCACCAUUCUCCUCUGGUCUCCCUCAUCAGCAUGGGGUUUCAGCCUGCACACAGGAUGAUUUUAGUCCUCCAUAAUGGACAUGUCACAUAAACGGAUGAGCUUUUCGGUCAGGAGAUGGUUAGUUUAGUAUUCAGAAAUGCACUCACAUACGCCCCAC
This is a messenger RNA of Hemibagrus wyckioides, 3885 nucleotides long. It is a transcript of the gene rprmb, whose product is annotated as reprimo, TP53 dependent G2 arrest mediator candidate b. The coding region runs from base 762 to 1073 and encodes 103 amino acids. The transcript has a single exon. The record is from RefSeq and is a predicted model, not a curated record. Lineage: Eukaryota; Metazoa; Chordata; Actinopteri; Siluriformes; Bagridae.